Messenger RNA from Trypanosoma brucei brucei TREU927, 1005 nucleotides. Its product is annotated as TatD related deoxyribonuclease. Gene Ontology annotation, cellular component: cytosol. Gene Ontology annotation, molecular function: 3'-5'-DNA exonuclease activity. The record is from RefSeq and is a predicted model, not a curated record. The transcript has a single exon. Lineage: Eukaryota; Euglenozoa; Kinetoplastea; Trypanosomatida; Trypanosomatidae. The coding region runs from base 1 to 1005 and encodes 334 amino acids.
AUGUCGUCAGUUACAGCCAAAUAUUUACCGAUGAUUGAUAUCGGCAUCAACCUUGUGGAUGGUAUGUUUUCUGGCGUGUAUCACGGCCACGUGAAGCACCCCGGUGACGUUGAGUCCGUGCUCGCUCGUGCGGUCGCGGUGGGUGUAAAAUGUCUUCUUAUUACUGCUGGCACGGUAGAAGAAAGCAAAAGCGCCAUUGAAUUGUGCAGAAAAUAUAACAGUGAUGGGCUGCAAUGUUUCUGCACCGUUGGGUGUCACCCAACACGCUGCAAUGAGUUUGCUAACGAACCAGAGAAUUAUUUCAACGUCCUUCGCUCCCUCAUAUUUGAGAACACCGUGCGAAAGGAAGGUGGAUGUGUAGCUGCGGUUGGGGAGUUGGGAUUAGACUACGACCGGGUUUCCUUCUGCGAGAAGGAUGUCCAGAUGACCUACUUCGUUAAACAGUUAGAACUUGCAGAAGAAUUCCAACUACCACUCUUUAUUCACGACCGCAAUACGGGCGACGACUUAUUCACAGUUUUGCAACGACACCGCCAGCGCUUCCCCGGAGGGGUCGUACACAGUUUUACGGGCACGCAAGGGGAGCUUAACAAGUUACUUUCACUCGACUUAUACAUUGGUAUUAACGGAUGUAGUCUCAAGACGGAGGAAAACCUCGCCGUUGCUGGUGCCGUUCCACUUGACAGGCUCAUGAUUGAAACCGAUGGACCCUGGUGCGAAAUAAGAAAUACGCACGCCUCGCAUCGGCUACUGCAACGCGCGGCGGAAAGGGGCGAAAGUGUGGCCGACUCGUUGCUUGCUCAGUUUCCGAUAUGCCGCAAGGAAAAGUUUGUCGACGGGUCUGUGGUGAAAUCUCGGUGCGAGCCAUGCCAUUUGAUACGCGUCUUGGAGAUUCUUUAUGAACUCCAUCGCGAGAGCGUGGAGAAUAUUGAGAGCCUCGCGCACCGCAUAUAUAACAACACGCGUCAACUUUUUCCUUUUCGACCGUGUCACCCAGAUGGGUAA